AUGGCCUCCGCCGUUACGAUUUCACUUCCAUCAACGCCACCGACAUUGGGUGGGUUUGUUCCACGGCUCUCUAGUCUGACACAGACACCCGCCACCAGUAUCACCAACUUGGCGGACAGCCAUGGUGACGACACCGGAGUCGACUUGGACGAGGCAGUCCGCUUGGCUACCCUCUGCCGGCAGGCUUUCAACCUCCUUGACGUGCAGAUGCUAGACUUCAACCACUCAAAAGCCUACACUGCCGAUGAGAUACUUGCUCUGCCCAUGGACGUCCUCCGACUGCCGGAUGAGCUGCAUGGUCUCCCCCGCCGGAAAUCUGCGCGAUCUCAUCUGGCUGUGGCCAUUGCAACGCUGUUGUAUCCCGCCACCCACGACAACGCCGUGUCACCCGUCAUCCGGUACGAAGCUGCGCGGGUGAGACUGCGUGCGUGGGUCGCCCUGCAGCGGAAAUACGACAUCUUUGCCGCCACCAAACGGAACGGCCACAGCUUCCGCGGCUUGACUGGCGGCGCGGCGCCCGGCGUGCAUGCGCCUGUCUGGGCUUCCCGCAUCCUUGCUCAGGGUCCGUGGAACCCGGCCAGCUUCCCCGUCGCCCUAGCUGGCACGAAAGCCAUCCCGAUGCCCGUCGCCGUUGCCGAUAUCGCCGACUUGGCUCCCUUCUUCGACCACCUCGGGCAGGGUGGCACCCACGAGCUUGAUGAGAAGUCGGCCGGUACUGCUCUCGACGGCGGCAAGGGCGAGCCUUACUACGGCAUCAAGGCUGCCGAGUUUCCCAAAGGUGUCGUCUACGAGGACGGUCGCAUGGAUUUAUGCAAAAUGGUUGUUGGACGAGACCACAUCGGCAACCUGAUGGAUAGCUUACGGCCGAAUCCCUUUGUCCGGCACUUCCUUUUGGGCAAUAACAUCAUUGGCCCGGUUGGAGCCCAGGAGAUCGCUCGGUUCAUCCGAAAGCUCCCCGACCGUAUGGAAACUUGGUACCUGGCUGGCAAUUGCAUCGACGCCGCCAGCUUCAAGACCCUCGUCGAUGCCCUGAUCGAAUCGGAUGCAGUGACAAACGUCUGGCUGAAACGAAAUCCACUGGGCCCCGUAGCCGCUGUAGAUGUCUAUCGCCUCAUCACCGAGACAAAGAAUAUUCGCACGUUGGAUCUCGACCAGACCGAGCUCGGUGACGCCGGUGUCGCAGAGCUGUUCCACUGUCUUACCAUGUUCUCUCUUGCUGUUCCCGGCCGUAAGAAACUGCCCCUCCGCAACAUCUACCUGAACGGCAACGGAAUUUCGACCAAAGCUGCGUUGGCCAUCGCCGCUUUUCUGGAUUCGCCCGCCUGUGGCAUUACCUCGCUCUACCUGUCAUGCAACCCCUUGGGUGACGAGGGUGCGCAAGCUCUUGCUUCAGGCAUCUGCCAGGCUCCCCAACUUUCUCGGCUGUCGCUACAGUCCACCGGCCUAACAACACCUGGCGCUGUUGACGUCUUCCGGGCUGUCAAAUCACAUCCCGGCAUGCGCUUCUUGGACGUUGGCCAGGCGUAUGCGACCGUUGACCUUGGUCAGGCGUGGAACUAUAUUGAUAGUGCUGCCGUACCGUCGAUAUGCGAGCUCGUGACAACAAAUCAGAACUUGGAGUACCUGAACCUAGGUCACUGCCCGAUCACACCGCCAGAGCUGCGAAAGAUUGACGCCGCUGUGCUGACAGGUUCCCUGCUGUACUACAGCGCGGAAUCGAUCCUUCCUGAUCCGAAAGAGAAGUACCCAACAUUCAACCCUUCGGCGGAUCAUAUGAUGCCAGAAAUGCACUCAUGGUCGGUGCCGACCAAAGAUGACAAAGCCUUGAAGAAAGCUGUCAACAACCAUCUUGAGGCAAAUGUUAAGACCAUAUACGGCGACGGCAUGAGCUAUGCCAAGUUCCUUGACGAGGAGAAAAGAUGGAUCGUAAAUGACAAGACUGACGUGCGCAAAAUCGACUCGGUGUACCGCAACCGGGACGCUGGCCAUGCUCGACGCAGACUGCAGGUCCUGGUCAAAGACUGGGAAGAGAACGACAACACGCUCGCCCGCGUAAUGAAUGCCAAGGGACCGUUCUCCACCACGCGAAAAUACUGA
This is a messenger RNA of Colletotrichum higginsianum IMI 349063, 2097 nucleotides long. RefSeq names its product Leucine rich repeat protein. NCBI's taxonomy places the organism in Eukaryota, Fungi, Ascomycota, Sordariomycetes, Glomerellales, Glomerellaceae. Gene Ontology annotation, molecular function: protein binding. Bases 1 to 2097 code for a protein of 698 amino acids. The record is from RefSeq and is a predicted model, not a curated record. The transcript has a single exon.